AUGUGGCCCUCCUCUCCACCAGGCCCUCCCCCACAGGCACACCCACACGCUAUAGUCAACCCCCUUCGCGACGAGGAACAGCAAGCACUGCCCCCGCCGUCGUAUUACUCUUCUGUUCUCCAGCCUGCCGGGGGUAACAACAACCAACAGGAGCAGCCACCACCAGUGGACAACAAAGAACUAGAAACACAACCCCCAAGGAUAGGAGACCGAGCCCCGAGCCUAGGGCCAAGUAUCACCUUCCCAACAGACAAACCCCUCCUGGUAGUCUUCCUUCGAUACUGCGGAUGUCCAUUCGCAGAACAAGCUUUCACCACCCUCGCCACCUUUUCCACCACCCACCCCUCCAUCACCUGCAUAGCAAUCACCCAAUCCCCCCCCUCCGAAUCCGACACCUGGAUCAUCUCCCUCGGCGGCCUCUGGUCCAUCUCCACCGUCAUCCCCGACCCGUCUUUGUCACUCUACCAUUCCUGGGGAUUACACCAAAACAGGUCAUGGUACGACUGGUUUGUGGAGAACCUCAAAGUUCCCAUCACUAAGCCGGUGAAUGUCACCAAUCUGGAGCAUAAGCCUCAUGGGAGGUACGAAGGAGAGAAUAAGUGGCAGCAGGGGGGCGCGUUUGGGAUUGACCAGGAUGGGUUUGUGAGGUGGGCUUGGGUAGGGAGGAAGGUGGAUGAGGUUGUGGAUUUUGAAAGGGGCGGGGUGGUGGAGGCGCUUUUGGGGAGGGAGAAACAGAAGAAGAAGAAGGGGGGAGAGGGGGGGGACAAUAAAGAUGAGGGGGGUGGGAAUGGACAGCUGAUGUAGUAUGAGGUUGUGCUUGAUGAUUGGGAGAGUGAGUGAUCAAGGGGGGAGAUGGCAAUACAGAGAUGAGGAGAAAGAGAUGUGCAGUAGAGUUAAUAAUCAGUAUUCAUUCAAUCAGUGU
This is a messenger RNA of Podospora pseudopauciseta, 922 nucleotides long. RefSeq lists its product as uncharacterized. Lineage: Eukaryota; Fungi; Ascomycota; Sordariomycetes; Sordariales; Podosporaceae. The coding region runs from base 1 to 804 and encodes 267 amino acids. The transcript is spliced from 2 exons. The record is from RefSeq and is a predicted model, not a curated record.